UAAUAAUUAGGUGAAUCAGGUAUUAGACAUGAAACUUUUGUCAUAACAACAGCAACAGGUCAUGGCAUCCAGUAAACCUAUUCCAUGUGGACCUUGUAUAGAAGGAAAAGUUACCACUAAAGCUGAUAUCUGGUGUUACAACUGUGAUGACGGGUUGUGUUCAACAUGUUCUGGUCAUCAUAAAAGAUCUAAAGGAACAAGUGAUCAUAAGACUAUUGGUAUCAAAAAUUACAAACCAUCUAUCCAAGCUAUUAGAACAGAAUGUGACAAACAUGGUCAACAGCUUAACUUGUAUUGUCCCAGCCAUUUGAUGCCUUGCUGUGAUGAAUGUAUAUCCAUUAGUCAUUCAAAGUGUACCGGAAUAAAAAGUUUAGCCAGUAUUGUGGAGAAAACCAAGAUUGAAAAAUCUAAAGAAUCCGUAGAGAAAGAUAUCAACUCUGUCUUACAACUCUUAGGUAAAAUUGUAAAUAACAAAUCACAAAACAUUAAAAGAGGAGAACAAGAAUAUAAAAGCAUUAAAGAAUUCAUUGUGAAAAUUCGUAAGGAAAUAGAUAAAAAUUUAACCCACCUAGAAAAGAAGAUCUACCAAGAAGCAGAUACCAUCUUGAAUGAGGAAAAAUCAAAAGCCACAAAUUUAAUCACUGACAUUGAAGGAAAACAGAAAAAUUUAAAGAAAAUGCAAGACCAGUUAGGUACAGUUAUGCCACACACUUCAAAACUCCAAUCAUUUCUAGGUUUACAUCAGAUAGAACAACAAGUACAUCAAUGUCAAGGAUACAUAGAUGAUCUGGAAAAAGACGACAGGGCAAAAGAAUUUACCAUCAAAAUGGAGCAAAACAAUGGAGUAGAAAAGAUAAUAAAAAAGUUAGGAUCCUUAGGAGAAUUGACCGUUGUGAAAACAAAUAUGGAUUUAAAGAAUAAAACAUGUGUUAGUAGGGAAGCACAAGUAGAAUCACAAGAACUAUUAAACAUAAACAACAUGACCAUGAAUAUUGAGGAAAGGAGAAAGAUCUACAUGCAGAGGAGCAUUAGUGUCAUGAUUUGUCUGAUGGAUGGAAGACUUAUAAUAGUGGAAUUGGAUGACAAAGUUAACCUACUUACUCCUGAUGGCAAACUACUGAAAAGAUUACCUAUACCUGGUAGAGCUUUUAAUGUUACACAGAUCAAUCAGACUAUUGCCAUAACUUAUCCUUAUGAGAAAGCCAUUAAGAUCUUCAAUAUAGAGAAUGAAACAGUAACCAAAGUUAUCACAUUAGAUAAAGAAUGCUAUGGAUUAUCAUCAUCAGAUAAUUCUCUAGUUGUAGGUUUGAAUACAAAGGAAAUCCGUAUUAUAGACUUAGAAGGAAAUACACUGAAGUCAAUACAAGUUAAGAGUUUAUCAUUACAGCAGAACCUUGUUUACUGUAAUGACAGAGUAAUCUAUAGUGACUAUCAUGGUAAUGCAGUAUACUGUGUUGAUCAAUCAGGUAAACAGAUCUGGCAAUAUGCACAGGAUUUAUCAGGACCAUAUGGACUUUGUAUAGAUACUUAUGGUAACAUUAUUGUAGCAGACUCAAAAUCUCAAAGAAUAAUAGGUAUAUCAAAAGAUGGAAAGGAUAGUAAAGUACUGCUUAGUGAUGGAUUGAAGUAUCCUAGAUGUAUUUGUUUGAAACAAAACGAGUCUUCAGGUUUUAUUUGUGAUGGUAGUGGCACAUACUUGGCAAAAUUCAAUCUAUCUUCCAGAUGA
Mytilus trossulus (common blue mussel) is the source of this 1726-nucleotide messenger RNA. RefSeq lists its product as uncharacterized. Lineage: Eukaryota; Metazoa; Mollusca; Bivalvia; Mytilida; Mytilidae. The record is from RefSeq and is a predicted model, not a curated record. Gene Ontology annotation, molecular function: ubiquitin protein ligase activity. The coding region runs from base 62 to 1726 and encodes 554 amino acids. The transcript has 2 exons. Gene Ontology annotation, biological process: protein monoubiquitination.